Molecule: messenger RNA, 973 nt
Organism: Bipolaris sorokiniana ND90Pr
Lineage: Eukaryota; Fungi; Ascomycota; Dothideomycetes; Pleosporales; Pleosporaceae
Exons: 1
Coding region: 99-485 (128 amino acids)
Source: RefSeq, a predicted model, not a curated record
AAAAUUUACUACCAGUCAGGCAUCCAACGCCAUAAAGCCCGUAUUUCCCCCACUUUUCUACUAUUCCCCCAUCUCCCCACCUCUUUCCACGAGAUGAAAUGAGAAAAGAAAAUAUAGUAGUAGUAAACAAACGGUCGGCAAGUCGGACAUUACUCCCACCGUCCUCCGCCGCCGCCGUUUGCCCAGCCUGGUCCAGCCCAGCUACCAUCCGUGCCCAACCCUCCCCCUCCUUCCUUUCCCAGAAGACCGAAGAUAACAUGAAUCAUAAAUUCCUACGAGUAAAGCACAAGCGAAACGUGCGUACGUACAUUCGUAUCCCAACACCUCCAUUCCUCUCUCCGCUACUGUUUCUACUCCUACCCAAAAAGGAGUUAGUAGGUACACGUAAAGGGAUAGUAUCGGCACAAAGCAGACGUAAGGUAUGUCCUGCCCCCAACCCCAACCCCGGCGCAGAUCGCUGCGGUUUUGCCCGCCCCGCGGGCUAGCCGAGGCUGUGCGCAUGGGUUUGGGCGUGUUGGUGAACGGAGUACCGGCGGCGCAUUUCGGGUGGUGUCCGAAUGGGCCGUUGUUUGGAAGUGCGGAGAAGAGCAAGACCAAGACCAAGGCAAGGGCGUUGGUAGGUCACGUAUUACACAGCUUUUUUCAUAUAUACCCUCAUUGUAAGGGUAUAUGGGUUAUCAAGUGGGAUGGUAAGGAUGGUAAGUGUACACGAUGGCAUACCAGUGCAUGGGUAAACGGGUAUAUACGGUGAUCGACUCCGGGAUAUACCUGUUACAGGAUGAUGGGUACGCAGGGGAAUGAAUCGUGAACUGUGUUGAUCGGUGGAACCCUCGUUUUUUCUUGCUCUCUUUGUAAAGAAUUGGGGGAGAGUGUGCUACGGGUGGAGGGGGGGCGAAAGUAUCUUGGUUAUGUAGCAUGCAUGACACCACGAAGACGUUGGGUGAGACGUUUUUUGGGAGUACAGCCGCUUUCA